Messenger RNA from Oryza brachyantha (malo sina), 843 nucleotides. RefSeq lists its product as uncharacterized. The record is from RefSeq and is a predicted model, not a curated record. The transcript has a single exon. Bases 166 to 501 code for a protein of 111 amino acids. Lineage: Eukaryota; Viridiplantae; Streptophyta; Magnoliopsida; Poales; Poaceae.
AAUCGCGCGAGCUGCCUGCCACUUUCUCGAUCGCUCGGUCUAUACAUAUAUGCUCCACUGCUCGAGAUCGAGCCACGCCAUGAGCUAGCUAGUCUUCGUGUUCGUCGAGAUCGCGAGCGAGCGAGCUGCGCAUCGAUCGAAUAUAUCUUGGUCGAUUUGACGGCCAUGGCUCCUCGAGCUUCUUCCGUGAGGCGGGCCGUCGCGGUGGUGGUGGUGGCGCUCGUGGUGGUCUGUGCCAUGGCGCCGGCGUGCGAGGGCGCGAGGGUGAUGCGCGAGGUGGUGGUGGAGGCCGGCGCCGGCGCCGGCGACGCCGACGCGCGCGGUGGCCAGACGGCGGUGACGGCGGCGGCGACGAGCGGCGGCGGUGGAGGCAAGAAGAUGUCGAGCUACCAGCCGAUGAGGUGGCCGCCCGUCCCGCCGUCGGGCCCGUCGCACAACCACAACAAGAGGAAGGCGUGGAAGACGAAGAGGGUUCCCCUCCCGCCGUCCGGCCACCAUUGACCUAGCUUGAGGCGCUGCUCCGGCGACCAGAUCGCCGUGGACGGGCGGCGCAGGCAGAGCUCCACGCACGCGCGCGCGUCGCCGGCGGUGACCACGCUGGCCAGCAGAUGAUCUCUCUUCAGGGGGUUUUCAUUAAUUAAUUAAUUAGGAAUAAUAAUGAUAAUAAUAGCGUGAGAUUAUCUAAUUUUUUGUUGUUUUAUAGGUUAAUUUGAUGUGUAAUGCAUGUUUAUUGUUAGCAUUUAGCACUAUCAUUUUGAUUUAUUUUCCAGAUGAUGGUUCUAUGUAAGUCUGCAACAUUUCAUUUUGUUAAAUAAUUAAUUGGUUGUUCUGUUUAUCAGUUCA